GUGUUAUACUACGGACGGCACGUCUUCCUGGGAAGCGUUUGUCUGAGGUUCUACGARUAAAAACAAAGCUGUGUGUAAAAUGGUUAAAAUUUAUACACUGACUUACGCAGAAUGAUACCACAUCCUUCUGUCAGCAUGUGAUCAAUUAAUAUCGUGAGUCUCUUGCCUGUGGUAUGUACAGGAAUAAAGGUGAUGGUAGCCAUGAAACACCUUAAGACACGACCAGACUCUAGAGAGAACAGCAGCUGUGGAAGUGACAUUGACAGACAAGAACUGAUUGACAAUUAUGGCAGUGAAAAGUAUCUGAGAAAGUGGAAUGUAGAUGUGGAUGAUGACAACCAUGAUACUGAUGAUAAUGAUCAUGAUGGUGGUGUUGCGCCAAGGGAAGUUUUGCAUGAACAGAUAGAUGAACACAAACAGAGUGAAAAUGAUAAUGAUGCUGCAUCACUAGUGUCCUACAAUAGCGUCAGAGAUGCAGGAACACCAGUCAACAACACGCCAAGCUAUUUACCAUAUCAGAUACAGCCAACAGCACAGCACAUUACUUUAUGGCAAGGCUACAGUGGGAAUAUUUACUUUGAUCCUCUCAGAUGUCAACCAAUGAGAAUAAACAGCUCAAAACCUCAUAUGCAAAAACUUAAGGACAGCAAGAGCUAUCGUAAGACCAAGUCUUGUAGUCCAUCCAUGGAGGUACUGGCUGCCAAUCACUACAUUUCUUCUAGUGCUAGUUCUUUUUAUAGUUUAGGAAGUCUUCGUUUUGCUUCAAAGGAUGAAAAGAGAAGGAACACAUCAUGCAUUUCUCAUCAUGGUAGACUACACAAACGAUGGAGUGAUGCUAAAGCAACAGAACCAGGUCAUAAUCAUCAUCGUGUUCGCUGCGAGUCUGCACCAGAGUCAUUAGUAAUAUCUGGUGGUCACCUAAAGAAUGUGACUUCUGACCCAAUUGAUCAUGUCCUCAAACACAAUAUUAAAACAAGUUUAACAUCCAAGAGUAAGAACAAUUUUCCAAGCUUAGUUGUUGGACAUACAUGUGAGAGUGAAAGAGGUACUGACAAGCAGGACAAUCAAUCCUCAACUAGUCUACCACCUGUCGAAAGCAUUGCACCCAGUAAAGAGGUGACAGAGCCCAAACCAGUUUUUAUUAUUCCUUUUGGGGCGUUAGAUGAUCCAGUAGAAGGGCAAAACAACAAUAAACUUGUUGGAGAUACCACUAGCAAAAGAAACUCCAACAAGAAGAUAUUCCAGUUCAAUGAUGCGGCUUUAUUGAAUGACAGAGGUGUUGAUGUUCAUACAGGGGAUUGCAAUGAACCUGAGCUUGCUCUAUCGAUUACAGCGCCCUUGGCAAAAAGGGAUGAAAAGAGCACGGCACAGCGAGUAGGUAGAACUAAUGACGUAAAUGCUACAGCUCGACGUGAAAUUAGUGAUUCUUCUCUUAGUAACUACCUACAAGCCAUGCCCACUCAUCUAUCAAAACAGAAGAAAAUGGUACCUAAACUGUCUUAUACAAAACGGACUAUGGACAUGGUUCCUGGUUCAAUGAGCAGUAUGAAUUACAGCAUCACCGAUAGUGAUCUAAGGAUUUCUAGUACCACUGCUUUAUAUGGAGGUUACCUUCCAUCAACACGCACUACUGACACUCAGUUGUAUCGUGUUGAAAGGAAUUCAGCUUCGCAAACAGGAGAAACUAAUUCUUUAGGAUCACAGGACGAGCAAAGAUUAUCUAACACCAAGCCGCGAAAAAGAAACAGUAGCAAAAAUACUCCUAAAUCCAAACAUUGUCAGGAAAGUGAUAAAUGUCAAUUACCAGUUAUUGGUGGGCCCUUAUCUUGACUUGCUUACCAGCCACAUCCAUUUUACAUUAAAGCUUCAGAACUGGACACACCCUUAUCUCUUCGAGCGAGCGACCUACUAAGACACUUUUCUUACUUAUCCUUAGAAUACGCAUACAAGUGCGCGUGAGCACUCUAUUUUUAACGAUUUCCCGUUGUGUUCAAUACACGCCCAGUAUUCUAUUAAUGAUUAAGAUGAGUGGAUCCAGUUGUGAAUUAGGUUUUGAGUGGAUGCCAUCCACCACGUUUUUACUUAUAUAAAAAAUACUUGGCAGAUUAGUAUGGUUAAAUCACAGGGGAAAAAACGGAUUCCCAAAUUGGGAAUUGUUGGGAAUUUCCUUGAAUUCCCAAUUCGAACGACCAACGUUGGGAUUUAUUGUUGGGAAUUUCCUUCUAAUACCCAAUAGAAAAACAAAAUUCCCAACAAACUAACAUUGGGAAUCAGUGCCACGUUCCCAAUUUCGUUCUCUCUGGGAAUUGGAUGGGAAUUCGUUGGGAAUUGAAGCAAAUUCCCAGCAAAUUCCCAAUUUGGGAAUCCGGUUUUUUUUCCCGUAAAUGUUCGCUGAGCUCCUUAAAAAAUGUUAGUAGAGUGUUAUUCCUCUUUGAGUAUGUGUGUUUCCUUACAGCUAGGCGUGUAAAUAUUAUAAACUUUAUUGAUACACUGAAUAUGAAUUAGAUAAUUAUACUAAACUUAAUUAAU
Actinia tenebrosa (Australian red waratah sea anemone) is the source of this 2529-nucleotide messenger RNA. RefSeq lists its product as uncharacterized. NCBI's taxonomy places the organism in Eukaryota, Metazoa, Cnidaria, Anthozoa, Actiniaria, Actiniidae. The record is from RefSeq and is a predicted model, not a curated record.